GACUGGAGCGCACAACAAAAUAAAAUAAUUAAGAUGUACGAUCAAAAAACAAUCGAAGAGAAAGACGUUUAAACUGUAUACUAGCGAUCAAUUAUAAUACUCAUAAUCUGGUUUGUUAUCAAUUGCGCCGCAGUGAUGCUAAACCUCCCUGGACAUUUUUCAAGAUGAGCUGGUAAAUGUGUUUAUCAGCCGGGCAGUUUAUUGUAAACGUAAACUGUAAGUUAAACGUAUUUAAAUGGAAAAGGAAAUGUGUGUAAAUUUGCAGGAAUGAUUUGUCAGUGUGAAAGCCGUUUCGACUGAAAUCAUCCAGAUGAUCGGCACCAGAGCGCGAUGGACCGCAGGAGUCAUCUGACGAGCAGAGAUUAUAGAGUCAUCAGGAAGAUCGGAGAGGGAACUUUCUCUGAGGUGAUGAAGGUGCAGAGUCUGAAAGACGGCAAAUAUUACGCCUGUAAAACCAUGAAACAGCCCAUAGACAGUGUGGAUCAGGCGAACAGUCUGAGAGAAGUUCAAGCCAUGAAGAGACUCAGUCCACAUCUCAACAUCCUUCAGCUUCAUGAACUCAUCUAUGACCAGGACUCUGGAAGUCUGUCACUGAUAUGUGAACUUAUGGAAAUGAACAUAUAUGAAUUCAUUAAAGGACGGCAGUAUCCUUUGCCCGAGAGUAAAGUCAAACAUUAUGUGUAUCAGUUGUGCAGAUCUCUCGAUCACAUGCACAGCAAUGGAAUAUUCCACAGAGAUGUGAAGCCAGAGAACAUCUUGAUCAAAAAUGAUGUGCUAAAGCUGGCAGACUUCGGUUCCUGCAGGAGCAUCUACUCCAGACCUCCUCACACUGAAUACAUCUCCACACGCUGGUACAGAGCACCUGAAUGUUUACUCACAGAUGGACACUAUUCUGAGAAGAUGGACAUGUGGAGCGCAGGAUGUGUCUUCUUUGAAAUCCUCAGCUCGAGUCCUCUAUUCCCUGGACAUAAUGAGCUGGACCAGUUGAACAAAAUCCACAAUGUUCUGGGCACACCAGACAGCACGCUGUUGAAGAAGUUCAAACAGUCUCGUGCCAUGAGCUUCGAUUUUCCAAUUCGCAAAGGCUGCGGGAUUUCUCAGCUCAUUCCUCACUGUUCUGCUGCUAGUCUGUCUGUGCUGCACCUGAUGUUGACCUAUGACCCUGAGGAACGCAUCAGCGCCCGCGCAGCUCUGCAGCACCCCUGCUUCAGAGAACUGCGGAUUGCAGAGAGAAAAGCAGCAAGACUGCGAAAGGUCCUCGGAGCCGUCGAGGGAGUGUCUGGUGGGACGCCGGCAUCUGUCGAUCAUCUGUGGCGAAUCGCACGGCAGGGCAGAAGACAGCACCUAAAGCAGACCGGUGACCCUCUUAGUAGACGAAACGCUUCUCAUUUUCCUCUGGAGCUUCCGAAACUCAACGUUGUGGUGCCGACUCCUAAAGUCCCCUAUCCAGUGUCCACCUUCCCUGCCCUGACAAUUUCACAUCGCGCCUCUCUGCCUGCCAUCUCCAAAAAGUGCCAGUCACGUCUGACCAAAGUAAUCAUCUCUUCUAUUCAGCCCAAGGAAGAGUCACAGCGUUUGCAGAGAUACUACAUCCCCCCGCUGAAGCGCAAUGCAGACCACUACUGAAGUCUGUAGACAUCAGAUGAUGCCACUGCUUGUAAAUGAUGAAUGCAAGGAACGACUGACUUCUGUAAGACCUGUAAGCUGCGAUCUACAGAUUGUGUGUUUGAUCAAAUCAAUUAAAGAGGUUUACUUUUG
Paramisgurnus dabryanus is the source of this 1758-nucleotide messenger RNA. NCBI's taxonomy places the organism in Eukaryota, Metazoa, Chordata, Actinopteri, Cypriniformes, Cobitidae. The record is from RefSeq and is a predicted model, not a curated record.